GUUCGGAAUUCCAGAGACGAGCCACGAGCCACGGGUCUUUUUUGCUCUGUUCCUUAUUUAAACAGCACACUCUUUCUCGCGCUGCACGAACAGAAUUGUGACUCUAUUGCGACAAUAUUCUUCCUUCUUUAUCAAGGCUCUUAAUAUAUUUGCGCAUAGGCAGUAAAUAAGUACUGGUCUUGGUCUUGAAGACCAGAUAAGUUUGGAAAGAUGAGUGGCACAGACUAUUCGUACGAUGAGCAGGGCCAAUUCUUCCCCUUCUUCAUCCUCACUGUCGUCGGAAUUGUGACUGUUCCCCUCACGUAUUCUGUCCUUAAACCCAGCACCGAACCUGGUGCACAUGCUCUUCGAAUAAAGACCGAUUUCCGACCAGAGCAUGCCGAUCUGAUUGAUAAUCAGCGCAAGGCGCAGAAGCGGAGAGAGAGGAAGCUUAAGAGGGGUAUUGCCGUCAUUGCAGGAUGGAUCAUAAUGGCGGGGAUGGCAUAUCUCAUUUAUGUCACGGCGAGGACGAUUCCCAAGAUAUGGAAUCCUUAUGAUAUUCUGGGUAUCUCAGAGAGUGCUACGGAGAAACAGAUCAAGUCACACUAUAAGCGCAUGUCUCUGAAAUUCCAUCCCGACAAAGUUCGACCCGACCCCUCAAAGAAUCAGACACUCGAGUCUCUGAACGACUAUUUCGUCGAGCUCACGAAGGCAUAUAAAGCUCUCACAGACGAGGAAAUUCGAAAUAACUAUAUCCAAUUCGGACAUCCAGAUGGGAAGCAGAGCUUCAGUAUCGGUAUCGCACUGCCGAAGUUCAUCAUCUCGGAAGGCAAUGGGAAGUACGUUUUGUUAGUCUAUGCGGCACUUUUGGGUGUCUUGUUACCAUAUCUGGUUGGCUCUUGGUGGUACGGCACGCAGAGCAUGUCCAAGGAGAAGGUCCUCAUCGACAGCGCCAAUGAACUAUUCCGCAAAUACCAGGAAGAUAUCACAGAGGGUGGUAUCAUUGGAGCUUUGAGUACGGGACUGGAAUUCCUAAAAGUCCUAAAGGGAGAGAAAGCAGAUUCCGACCUUGCAAAAAUCGAGUCAAGGAUUUUGAAAGAAGGAACUGUCUGGGGCCAUGUUGGAGGUCUUACUGAGAAGGACAAACUACAACUAGAAGAUCUAGAAGGUGGCGUCCGAAGGAAAACUCUUGCACUGCUUUGGUCGUACCUGGGCCGUGUCGAGCUUGACGACCCAGCACUCAACCAGGCGAAGUUCGAGGUUGCGCCCAUUGCUCACGCACUUAACAACUCCUUCACUGCUAUUUCCUUGGCUUUCGGCGCAGUCGCACCCAUACUUAAUUCAUACACAACCUCCCAGAAUUUGAUCCAGGCUGUUCCUCCUGGAGCAUCGCCACUUCUUCAACUACCUCACUUCACACCUGAGAUCGCAGCAGCGGUCGAGGGUGAUGCUAAGACGCACCUGGACUUACAACAGUACAUGCGACUACCCGAAGCCUACCGAAAGAAGCUUUCUGUUGGUAAGGGUCUCUUGACUGAGGCGCAAUAUGAGACGGCAAUCAAUGUGGCAAAGCAACUACCAAAUCUCCAAGUCGAAAAGGCAUUCUUCAAGGUCCCCGGAGAAAGGUUCAUCAUUCCCGGAUCUCUCGUAUCCUUCGUCAUCAAGGGACGUUUCAUCCCGCCUGGAAGCCAAAACAUCCCCGAAAUCAACGAACUCGACCUCGAAGACGUGGACCCAGAUGAGGAUGAUCUUGACGCCAUCAUGGGCCGCAAAAAGAAAUUCGGCAAAGAUGGAAAGCCCCUUGCUGAAGAAAAGCCAGUCUUCCCACCUCUCGCUUAUGCCCCCUAUUUCGCCCGCGACUACUCUCCCCGAUGGCACAUCUUCCUCUCAGACAGCAAGCAAGGCAAGAUGGCCGUUCCUCCUUUCACAUUCACAGCAUUCGACAAGCCUAUUUUCGACGAGAAUAACAAGCCUACAUUCAAUAUGCAGACCUUGAAGAUCUCGUUCCAGGCACCGCCACAAGCGGGUCACUACACUUUUGCUAUGCAUUUAAUCUGUGAUUCUUACGUUGGGUUUGACACGAAGAUGGAGGUCACUUUGGUCGUCGAGGACGCGAGCAAGGCAGAGGAGUUUGAUCCGGAGGAUGAUAUCAGCGAGCCUGAUGAGGACUCCAUAGCAGGACAAAUGGCGGCUCUCAAGUCAGGCGGGAUCACGGGUCCACCACCCAAGAAAAAGAAGAAGCCAGUUGUACAAGAAGAGAGUGACGAGGAGAGCGACACAGAUGGAGAGGUGGACGAUGAUACCAGUGAGACAGACACGGAUACAGACGAGGAAUAAAUAAAACACUCUCUUAUCCCUGCAUACCUCUUCUAUGAUAAUGGGCGGCUUUGACUUGUACAAAUAUGGGGUGGCAUGGUAGCCGGCGUUGAGACUGAAAAAUGUUUGAUUUGCGCAUUGGGUUCAGGGAGUCGAGCAUUUGAUCACUACUGCACUAUAUAGAAUGAGGAAUUCAA
Molecule: messenger RNA, 2492 nt
Organism: Mollisia scopiformis
Lineage: Eukaryota; Fungi; Ascomycota; Leotiomycetes; Helotiales; Mollisiaceae
Exons: 4
Coding region: 211-2316 (701 amino acids)
Biological process (GO): post-translational protein targeting to endoplasmic reticulum membrane; SRP-dependent cotranslational protein targeting to membrane
Cellular component (GO): Sec62/Sec63 complex
Molecular function (GO): transmembrane protein transporter activity; RNA binding
Source: RefSeq, a predicted model, not a curated record